Molecule: messenger RNA, 2172 nt
Organism: Eriocheir sinensis (Chinese mitten crab)
Lineage: Eukaryota; Metazoa; Arthropoda; Malacostraca; Decapoda; Varunidae
Product: protein croquemort-like
Exons: 13
Coding region: 216-1769 (517 amino acids)
Cellular component (GO): membrane; cytoplasm
Molecular function (GO): scavenger receptor activity
Source: RefSeq, a predicted model, not a curated record
CCCCCCCAAUUCGACCUCCUCUUGAUAGUGCCCGGCGUCGGUGGUGUUACUGGCAUGCGGCAGCGGUGACCAUCAGCGGCUGUCUCGGAACAAACCACCUGCAGGAAGGGGACACGGCGGAACACAGUCACUUAUCUUUCACGUGCCGAAGAACAAGCGAGUGAAACAAGGCCCUCCUCGUCCUCGUCCUCUUCUUCGCCGUCUUUGCCCCAGCCAUGGAUUCUAAAGGGAACGAUAAUCAUGGCUUCACUGAUGACGGGAAGGUUGGGGCGGUGACAGAGAAGUUUGAAGUUGAGGAGAAGAAGACGAAGACGAAGAAAGCGAAGGAGAAAUGGACUUGUUGCCAGAUAGCGCUCGUGGUCUGGUGUCUGUCCUCCGUGGUGGCAGGCGUCUCACUGAUCGUUGCUUUUCCUUAUAUCUUCGACGCCGUCCUGGAAGCGAAGAUGGAGGUCUUGCCCGGGUCCUUUUCCUACGACUUGUGGCACUACACGCCGAUCCCGCUCUACAUCCGCUUCUACCUCUUCAACCUUACCAACCCUGACGAGUUCACGAAUGGCGCCAAGCCGGUGCUGCAGGAGGUGGGGCCCUACGUGUACAGGGAGUUCCACGAGAAGAUAAACAUAACCUUCAACCCCAACGACACCGUCACGUACUUCCAGCAGCGGUGGUGGCACUGGGACCAGGAGGCGUCGGGGAACAACACCCAGGACGACGAAGUGAUCAUCCUCAACACCGUGCCUGUGUCGGCGGCAUGGGCUGUACGGGAGAACUCAGGCCUCCUCUCGGGUCUCAAUCUAUUCUUCAAGCAGAUGGAUGAGAAUCUGACCCUCAGUGUUCCUGUGAGGCAACUCCUGUUUGACGGUUUCCCGGAUCCGCUCCUCGACUUCACGCAGUCCCUGUCCAACGCGUCCCUCCUGCCGCCUGGCCUGCCGUCCGGCCUCACCGACUACGACAAGUUUGGCUGGUUCUACAAGCGUAACCUGUCGGUGACGUACGACGGAAAAUUCAACAUGUUCACGGGGCACGACACGCUGGAGCACCUGGGUGUGAUUGACUGGUGGAACGAGAGCAACACGACGGAAUACUUCGAGUACCCGUGCAACGUCGUGAACGGCUCGGCGGGGGAGAUGUGGCCCCCCGGCCAGCAGAAGGACCUGGUGUCUCUGUACAGCCCCGACCUUUGCAUGACGAUGACACUCUACUACAAGGAGGAGACGAGGGACGUGAACGGCCUGCCGGGCUACAGGUACUGGGGCACCAACCAGACGCUGCCCGGCGACGGCUGCUACUGCGUCGAGGGCGUGUGUGCCCCCUCGGGCCUCGUCAACGCUGAGUCCUGUCGCAUGGGAGCCCCGGCCUUCGUGUCCUUCCCGCACUUCGCACACGCCGACCCCUCGCUCCUGGACGAAGUAGUGGGCCUCGAACCCGAUGAAGACAUACACAGCUUCGACCUCGACAUCAUCCCUGAGGUGGGCGUUCCGAUGCACGUGACGGCCAGGAUGCAGAUCAACCUCCUGGUGCGGCCCUACAAGGAGAUCAAGAUCCUGAGGCACGUGCCGGAGGUGUACCUGCCGCUGCUGUGGUUCGAGGAGGAGGCGGUGAUGCCCCACUCCCUGGCGUGGCAGCUCAAGCUGCUGCUCGUCAUCAUGAACACACCGCUGGUCAACAUCAUCUUCGGCUGCGUAGUGGCGCUGGGAUGUAUUGGUGCGACGCUCGUCUUUUUCUUCCGCUACAGAGCAAUAAAGAAGAGUCGUGACGAUGUUACAUAACUAUAGAGGGGCCUCGUGGAGCUGGGUGGUGUGGGUGCUGGCGGGCUGAGGAUGCCAUAGUGUUGAAUACGUGCAGGAAGGCAGUGGAGUCGUCAGCGUAUGCUCAAGUGGCAGGUGUGGGCCUGUAGGCUUAUUGGUGCAGGUCGUGGGUAGUGAGGGCAGUGGUGUGCCACCGAGUGUGAGUGAACAAAAACUAAAUUUGGUUUAGGGGGGGUGUGGACAGGGAAACAACAAGUAAACUGUAAAUACUAUAAUUGGGAGGGUAUUUAGUAAUAUUUAAGGUGACACCUGCUCAUCACGCCGCCCUCAAGAGGGCGCGAACGGCAAAGAGCUCAUAUAACCAGCCUGACCCCAACUCUUAAGUUUGUUUUGAAUGUUAAAAAUAUAUUUCGCAUCAUUUCAA